This is a messenger RNA of Thyridium curvatum, 183 nucleotides long. RefSeq lists its product as uncharacterized. The coding region runs from base 1 to 183 and encodes 60 amino acids. The transcript has 3 exons. Lineage: Eukaryota; Fungi; Ascomycota; Sordariomycetes; Thyridiales; Thyridiaceae. The record is from RefSeq and is a predicted model, not a curated record.
AUGGCCCGCGGCAACCAGCGCGACAAGGCCCGCGAGGCCAACCUCAAGAAGCAGGCCGCUGUGAAGUCGAAGAACAGCAAGAGCGGCAGUGAGAUGCAGCGCGACAAGGAGGCGGUCGCUGCCAAGAUGAGGGAGAAGCAGGCGGCCGCCGACGCCAAGAAGGCGGCCGAGGGCAAGAAAUAA